This is a messenger RNA of Mustela erminea (ermine), 3417 nucleotides long. RefSeq names its product ELOVL fatty acid elongase 2 (gene ELOVL2). Lineage: Eukaryota; Metazoa; Chordata; Mammalia; Carnivora; Mustelidae. Gene Ontology annotation, biological process: sphingolipid biosynthetic process; very long-chain fatty acid biosynthetic process; fatty acid elongation, monounsaturated fatty acid. Gene Ontology annotation, molecular function: fatty acid elongase activity. The coding region runs from base 206 to 1096 and encodes 296 amino acids. Gene Ontology annotation, cellular component: endoplasmic reticulum; endoplasmic reticulum membrane. The transcript has 8 exons. The record is from RefSeq and is a predicted model, not a curated record.
GCCCGAAACGGCCCUGGAGCUCGGAGCGCCGCGCGGGAGCGGCGCGAGCCCGAGGGGGCGGGGAGGCGGGCGGGCGUGCGCGCGCCGGGCGUGGGUGUGGGCGUGGGUAAGUAGAGCGGGCGCGGCGGGAGCGCGGGGCAGAGGAACGCUGGCUACCCUGGACAGCGCAUCUUCGCCCGCCGGGGUCGCCGCGCCUCAGCGGAUCAUGGAGCACCUAAAGGCCUUUGAUGAUGAAAUCAAUGCUUUUUUGGACAAUAUGUUUGGACCUCGAGAUUCCCGAGUCCGAGGAUGGUUCAUGUUGGACUCUUACCUUCCCACCUUUUUUCUUACUGUCCUGUAUCUGCUUUCCAUAUGGCUGGGUAACAAAUACAUGAAGACCAGACCUGCUCUUUCCCUCAAGGGUAUCCUCACCUUGUACAAUCUGGGAAUCACGCUUCUCUCCGUGUACAUGCUGGCAGAGCUUAUUCUCUCCAGCUGGGAAGGAGGCUACAACUUACAGUGUCAAGAUCUUGCCAGUGCCGGGGAAGCUGAUGUCCGGGUAGCCAAGGUGUUAUGGUGGUACUACUUCUCCAAAUCAGUAGAGUUCCUGGACACAAUUUUCUUUGUCUUGAGGAAAAAAACCAGCCAGAUUACUUUUCUUCACGUAUACCAUCAUGCCUCCAUGUUUAACAUCUGGUGGUGCGUUUUGAACUGGAUACCUUGUGGGCAAAGCUUCUUCGGACCCACCCUGAACAGUUUCAUCCACAUCCUCAUGUACUCCUACUACGGCCUUUCCGUGUUCCCGUCCAUGCACAGGUAUCUCUGGUGGAAGAAAUACCUCACACAGGCUCAGCUGGUGCAGUUCGUGCUCACCAUCACGCACACCAUGAGUGCAGUGGUGAAACCCUGCGGCUUCCCUCUGGGCUGUCUCAUCUUCCAGUCUUCCUACAUGCUGACGUUAGUCAUCCUCUUCUUAAAUUUUUAUGUGCAGACAUACCGGAAAAAGCCAGUGAAGAAAAUUACGGAAGAGCCACCUGCUGGGAAAGAAGUGAAGAAUGGUUUCUCCAAAGCCUACUUCACCGCCACUAAUGGGGUCAUCAACAAGAAAGCACAGUAAACAUCAAGUGACAGACAAAGCAUAUAUAAUAGCCUAACAGAUUCGCUUGUUUUAAAGCAAAGACUGAAUUGAAAGUUAUAUAUGUUUUAGCAUAAACUAAUUUCUUUUGAGUUUAUAAAUCAUUUGUACCUGGAAUGUAUUAAUAUAUUGCUAUUAGGUUAACCUGUUAACUGAAUGCUUCCGUCAGCACACCACGUCACCUCAGACCUGGUGCAGCUUCUCUGUCCUCCUCCCCACAAACUGAACCCCCUCACCAGAAACUGUCUCUGUAACGCCUUACACACACGCAAAGCCAGGAAACAUGGAGCCUUGUUUUCUGAAGCCAGUCUUCAAAUAAAACGUUUUCUUUAGAUUAAAAUGUUGAAAACAAAAUGUCAAUUACCUUCUAACCACAGGGUCUUCAUCUAUAUUAAGCAAUAAUCACUUAGUCCUUAUUAAGCAAUAACGUCAUCAGUCCAUUUGUCCCAACCCCAGAAAAUAUUAAAACACAGAAAACAGGAAAACCUAGCAAAACUUUGAAGGUAGAGUAGGAAUUUGACAGACUCUAAGUUUCAACUUAGUGAUAUGGUAAUGAAAUUUGUAUUUUAUUUUGACAAUUCCUUUUUCUAAGGAGGAAAAGACCUGCCAAAUCCUCCUAGCUCAGGGGCUUCGGAUAGGAGUCGUUCCUCUGUUUUAUUUUGGUUUCCGUGACUAUUCAUAGAUUCCUGUCUACCUCCUAUGUUAAAUUCCCCCAGGUUAUGUUGUGAACAGACACCCUGCUCAGCUCUGAAAGCAGGAUCUAAAUCUGGCUGCCUCUUUCCUUUCUUAUCAAGGAAUCUUCCCUUUUCCCUAGAAGGAGAAGGCACUGGAAUACUUAUAAGUCAGAGCCGUUGGGGCAAAGCAGAUGUUGAGUUGGCCCGCUACUUCUUGUGAGCCUGCUUGUGGAUAAUACCCCCCAAACACUGCUGUCACUCUUUGUAGGUUAACUUUUUGAAAAUGGGAAGAGGAGAAUGACGCAGAGUCCAGCGCUGAGCCAGGGGCUGGUAAUGAACCUCAAUGAAAAGUGCCAAUUCGGCAAACUCCACACACCCCUCCCCUGCCCAGGUAACAGGCGUUCUCCUGAGAAUAAGCACAAAAGCAGAGAGCAGCAGUAAUGUUUUUUUUUUUCCUAAGUAUUAAACCUUUACUGUUCACUUGCACCAAGAACGGAAAGAGUAGUUUUUGAAGAUGCGAGGAAGAUUUAUACCGGUAAGACUUGCCGCAUUAGAUAUUUUCUUUUUCCUUCCUUCUCUUUGAAACAACUUGUUCAUAACGUUGAGGUCAGAUGCACAAGGGCCAGAAAGGCGCGCUCACCGCUGCCUGGGCCGGUCCGGUCUGUCCAGGGCCGCCUUUCUGUCCUUCUUGGCCCCUCGAUUUCCAGUGUUAAAAUUCUCUUCCCUGUUUAGAAAAAGUGCGGACUCUGGUACGACGCAGACCCCGAUCACGUCUUCUCCCUUCCCGCUCCUGUCCGCUCCCCUCUCCCGACCUGGCCUGCUCUGCCGAAGGCGACGGCCGGGCUGGUGGGCGGGGCAGGCGCGCUGAGCCUGUACACACGUGCAGCGUGCGGGCCCCUGGGCCGUUUUUACCCAACACGCAUUUCUGAUGCCCACUUACUCUGUAUUUACUCUUAUAAAAAGUUGUUGAAAACUGAUUUUUCUAGGGCGCUUCAUCCCCAUUUCCUUCCAUCGCGUCCUAACAGUAUUGCUCUGAGUUUCGUUCUCACCCAGAAACUCGUUCCAAAAGAAGGGCCAGCCUCUGGCCUCUCCUCUGCAGCAAAACACGGGUUGGACUAAGCUCCUCAGAGGAACUGGACUUUUAGGUCCCAAGUGAGGGCUAAAAAUCUGUUUUCAAAGUACAUCCAGGGGGAAAGCGGGACCCAGGGAGAAGCCGGCCCUCACCGGGCGUGCUCCCCGCUCUGUUUACCUGCUGCUUUGCGGCUUCCCUGGACUCGGUACUGGCCGAGAAAGGAGGGAAGCCAUCCUUCAGCAGAGUGACGGAGCCCACCAGCCCUAAGUAGAAGGCAGCGGGAAACCUCUCAAAGGGAAAAACUGGGGUAGUUUGCACUUCCCAGCUCAACCUAGAAGCUUCAGGACCCUGCUUCCCCUUAGGUCUUUAGUUCUAAUCAAACACUUCUAGCCUUAAACCAUUCAAGGGCUGAUACAAAUACACAGAGCUCUGAAAUCUUAGCCACAAAAACUGGAUCAGGUAACUAUUGUAACCAGUCAUUAAGUGUUGAAACUUUAAAAAGCAAAAUGUCUACACUUACUGUGACGUUCUUAAAGCAGUUUAAAAAAAAAAAAAAA